AUGAAGGAGUCGGCGAAUGCUCGCUUGGUUGCAGUGAGUCUUGUCGCAAUGACCGUGGAUGUGACGCCUGUCACCUUCAUCAAGGCCGAGGUGUCGUUGGUCGGAAAAGCUCCGAGAGAAGCAGUUAGGGAGGUGGCAGGAAGACCUGAUGUUAGUGCAGCUUCAGCCGCUUUUGCCUACCGCAGCGGAAUACAGCGGCUCGCCAAGUGGCUGGACGAGAUAUUUACCACAGAACGGAGCCGCGAGAUCCCGAUUCACUUUAUACCCACCGUCCACGAGCCUCCGCAAACGACCAAGCGAAGACAAUCUGACGAUGCUCACAAAUUACUAGCAGACGGUAAAGAACAAGAAAGAGGAAGGAAGGACCCUUAUGUUCGACGAGAGUUUCGACAAAGGAAAACGGCGUUGGGCGCUUUCUACUACUGCCAAUAUAAGGAAAAUAAGCUGGUGUACGAAAAAAGGCAACACCUUAGUCUGCAGUCUACUUAG
Messenger RNA from Exophiala oligosperma, 489 nucleotides. RefSeq lists its product as uncharacterized. The transcript has a single exon. The record is from RefSeq and is a predicted model, not a curated record. NCBI's taxonomy places the organism in Eukaryota, Fungi, Ascomycota, Eurotiomycetes, Chaetothyriales, Herpotrichiellaceae. The coding region runs from base 1 to 489 and encodes 162 amino acids.